CUGCAUCGAAUCGAAAAGUCGAUUGCGUGUCGUCUUCUCCAGCUGGGGGGGUACGAAGUAGGAAACGUUAGUAGGAGAAUAUGAACGUGGGGAGGCUCUAGCCGACCGACCGGUUGUGCCGGCUGCGGUUGCCCGUUCGUAUUUUGGGGGGAGGGUGGAAGGACAAAAAAAAAAGAGAGGGCAGAGGCGAUAAGACAACAGGUGAGAGGCGGCGGCGGCGACGAUGACGCCCCCAUAAGUGCCGGCUCUGCUGCAUGGGACGGAGCUCGGCUCUUUUCGCUUCUUUUCUUCCUCUCUCGUUCACUCUCUCUCGGUUAUGAACAUUUUGCCCUUGUUCUUCUCCCCCUGCUUUUAUUACGUCCCAAUUUGCAAUGAAUUGGAUUGGGCGUGUUCCAGCGUUGAUGAGCAUGAGCUUGUAGCCCCCCCGGACUGUUGUUGUCAUUGACUUGCACGACGUCUGACACUAGCAACCGCUGUGACACGCAACCGACCGUCACACAGAGAGAAAGGAAACGAGGAAGAGAGAGGAAACACGACAGAGAGGGACGAGACGCAGCAGGCAAGCAGUUCCGGAAAAGAGCACAGGCAUCGACUUCAGCAUGUCGCCCAGCCAGAUCCUCAACAAGCCGCGCCUGGUGGUGAUGGGGUCGAGGGAGUACGCCGUGGACGACUACGUGGCCGACUUUGAAAAGGACUUUGACUUUACGAUACUCGACGCGCAGAACCGCCAAGAGGCACUCGUCAAGCUCCCCCAGCUGGUCAAGCAGCUAGGCGCAGUCGACGCGCUGCUCAUCCGCGUCGGGACCGCCGAGUUCGAGCCCUUCGACGAGGCCCUCCUCGGCCCGCUGGUGCCCGCGGGGUGCCGCAUCAUCGCCUCGGCGUCGGCCGGGUACGACGAGUUCGACGUCGAGUGGAUGACGCGCAGCGGCAUGUGGUUCUGCAACACGCGGUCGGCCGUGUGCGAGGCGACGGCCGACAUGGCCAUGCUGCUGACCCUGUCGGUGGUGCGCGACGCCUUCCGCGCCGAGCGCGGCGCCCGCUCGGGAGCCUGGAAGACGGGCGGCAUCGUGCCGAGCCGCGACCCGUCGGGCAUGACGUUGGGCAUCGUCGGCAUGGGCAGCAUCGGCAAGCUCGUGGCCAAGAAGGCGGCGGCGUUCAACAUGCGCGUGCGGUACUGGAGCCGCACGCGCCUGGGCAUCGACGACGAGGCCGAGUACAACGCGCGGCACUGCGCGACCCUGCACGAGCUGCUGGCGAGCGCCGACGUGGUGUCGCUGCACUGCCCGCUGACGCCCAAGACCGAGGGGCUCAUGUCGCGCGCCGAGUUUGCCGCCAUGAAGCCGGGCGCCUUUCUCGUCAACACGGCGCGCGGGGCGCUCGUCGAUGAGGACGCGCUCGUGGAGGCGCUCGAGAGCGGCAAGGUCGCGCGCGCGGGGCUGGAUGUCUUUUGCGACGAGCCCAACAUCAAGGAGUACUUUCGCACCAGCGACAAGGUGGUGUGCAUGCCGCAUGCCGGGGCCAUGACGGACGAGGCGUUUCGCAGAGCGGAGAGGGAGUGUCUGGAGAACCUGCGCGCGUGGCUGCGGACGGGCACGCCGGUGAGUCCGGUGAACCGGAUCGUCGUGCAGGCGCGGGAGCAGCGUGAUGAAGACGAGGAAGAGGAGGGGGAGGGGGUCACGGAGUGAUGAUGGGGUCCGGGAUUCAGGGGGAGGGGGGGUUGAUGUUGCGCGAUGCUGUCCACGAAAAAAGGGGGCACGAGAUUUCACAUCUGUUACGAUACGGCCAACCAAAAAAAUUGA
This is a messenger RNA of Purpureocillium takamizusanense, 1799 nucleotides long. Its product is annotated as Glyoxylate reductase. Bases 600 to 1685 code for a protein of 361 amino acids. Gene Ontology annotation, molecular function: glyoxylate reductase (NADPH) activity; NAD binding; hydroxypyruvate reductase [NAD(P)H] activity. The transcript is spliced from 2 exons. The record is from RefSeq and is a predicted model, not a curated record. NCBI's taxonomy places the organism in Eukaryota, Fungi, Ascomycota, Sordariomycetes, Hypocreales, Ophiocordycipitaceae. Gene Ontology annotation, cellular component: cytosol.